This is a messenger RNA of Tuber aestivum (summer truffle), 1838 nucleotides long. The record is from the annotation of a GenBank genome assembly. NCBI's taxonomy places the organism in Eukaryota, Fungi, Ascomycota, Pezizomycetes, Pezizales, Tuberaceae.
AUCUCACCUCGCACUACUCGUAUUAUACCGUAAUCCUUCCCUACUCGCUCACUGGCAACCCAAAUACUGUAUCCCCCUUCCAGCCAACCAGCCAGCGGACAAGCAAGCAAGAAAAUACAUCUCCACAGACCACCGGCUAAUGCUAAACAAUCCGACAAACUCCCCUUAAUCGAUUGAUGAGAUAAAAAAAACCGCCGAUCCAACAUGGCGCAAUACUUCCUGGACCUGGUCUACUCCCUCACCACCUGCAUGUCCUGCUUCCCCUCGUCGCCGAACUUGACCAUAAACCACCGAUCCUUCAAGAUCCUGCGAUUACUCGGCGAGGGCGGGUUCAGCUAUGUCUAUCUGGUACAGGAUAACGCAGGGGAUUUAUACGCUCUCAAGAAGAUUCGCUGUACUUGCUACCCCCUCCACCUCUAGCAAACGUGACUGACAGGACGCCUAUCAAGGCCCCUUCGGCCAGGAAUCCGUCCAACGCGCCAUGAAAGAAGUUGAAGCAUACAAACUCUUCAACCACGAAAACGUGAUAAAAUCCAUCGACUACACAAUCACUAGCGACCGCUCGGCAAGCACGACCCUGGGCCGCAGCGACGAUGGCGACGACGGAUCGCAGAAGACGGUAUAUAUAUUGCUACCGUACUUCCGCCGAGGAAAUCUACAGGAUGCCAUCAACGCGAACCUGAUCAACCACACUAUAUUCCCAGAGGGCAAACUAAUGCGGCUAUUUCUGGGCGUGUGUCGGGGACUACAAGCCUUGCACGAGCACCGUUUGAAGCGGCCCGGCGAGGUUCGUGCCGGUGCUGGCACCGGCGCAGCAGCAGGAGGAGGAGGAUCGGAUGAGACCAUAGAACCCCUAAUGACCCCCGAUGUCCUUGCCGCCCACGAGGGCGGCCAAGAAGGUGACAUAAGAGCAUACGCCCACCGCGACAUAAAGCCCGGAAACGUAAUGAUCGACGACGACGGCCUCCGUCCGAUACUAAUGGAUUUCGGCUCCAUGACACCAGCGCCCACGCCGAUAACAUCCCGCACAUUAGCCCUCUCAGUGCAGGACAACGCUGCCGAGCACUCUACAAUGCCGUACCGUGCACCAGAACUCUUCGACGUUAAGACUGGCUCCGUCAUCGACGAGAAGGUCGAUAUCUGGUCCAUGGGCUGCACCCUCUACUGCGCGCUCUACGGGCACUCCCCAUUCGAAUUGGCUACCGAAGAGUCCGGCGGGAGCCUUGCUCUCGCGGUGUGCUCGGGGUCGUAUACCUUCCCCGAAGAAGGAAGGUUAGGCGGGAGGAAGCCGGGACAGAUACCUGUUAGUGAGGGGGUCAAGGAGAUUAUUAGGAUGUGCUUGAAGGUCGAGCCCGCGGACAGGCCGAAUAUUAGGGAGUUGAUUAGGGAGGUGGAGAAGGUUAUUGAGACGUCGGGGGAUGAUGAGGAGUGACCUUUUUCUUCUUCUUUUUUCCUUUCUUCUCAUUUUCCUUUUGUCAUUUUCCUCUUCGUUGAUGGAGAGGGUGGGAGAAGGGGGUACGGUAGCUUUUGUUAUAACAGAAAAAGAAAAACUUGCCUUUAUUCUAUUUUAAAGUUUGCCACGGUAUCAUACUCGACUUGAUCCAUUCUGUCAUGUCUGUUUUUGUUGUUUGCGGGUUGGGUAGGCUGGCUGACCGUUUUGGGGUCUAUCGAUUCAAUCAAUCUUUCACAAUAUGGGCGCAGAUUUAGGAAAAACGAUGAAAAUUGUAUGCCAUACAAUUUUUCUCUAUUUUUCCAAAAAUGCGCCCAUAUACUAAACGUGUCCAUAGAAAAUCACUCGAAAGGCCAACCUUCCUUCCUAAAGGAAAAUGGAAAAGGUG